ACUAACUGCAUCUGUCCGUUUGAUAGUGAGAUCCACAGGAUGGAGCUGAAGCAGGAUCUGAAACCAGACAGGUCCAGCUCCAUCCCAUCGUUAUUCUUCUCCGGCGGCGCAGAUCCCCCACCCAAGCCAUCCAGAUUACAAGGCAACACUCUUCCCCGGGUUUCACACAUGCAGGCAGCAGAGAAGGACUGCCGGCCAGAGUGGGAGAAAGUACAAUCACAAGUGGAGGACACGUUACAAAGACAAAGAAAAGAGAUGAUGCUGGAUAAACAGUGGCUGGAGCAGGAGGAAAGACAACUGGAUCCUGUCACAAAUUCACAAAUCAAGCCACCUGAAAAAAGCCCAGAAAAUGGGCCUCCGGAGAAGCCACCAAUGCCUCCUCCAGUCACACAGCCUCGCCCCACAGCUGAGCUGGACCGGUCAGGGGAUCAGGUUUACACUGGGGUCAUGGUGAUGGUGCAACAGGUGGUCCAUCUGAAGAAUGAUGUCAGCACUCUGUCCGCCUCUGAGUAUCCCAGUGCUGUCAAAGCAGUGGGUGUCACACUCCGUAACCUGAUACAGAGUGUUGAUGAGAUCCUGCCAUCUUUACACUGCUCUGUCACCACAGAGAUUGAAGGCACUAAGAAGCUGCUAAACAAGGACUUAGGGGAGCUGAUCAACAAGAUGCGACUGGCUCAGCAGAACUCAGUCACGUCACUGAAGGAGGAGUGCCAGCGACAGAUGUUGGCAGCUGCUCACGCUCUGGCUCUAGACUCCAAAAACCUGCUGGACGCUGUGGACCAGGCUCGCAUCAGGGCUAACCUGGCCAAACCGAGACCGGACUCCCAAGUGGCAGAAGAUUCUGGGGAAUGAGGCCCAAACAUCAUAUUGACUAGAUUCAAACAUGUUGCAGAUUACAGUGAAUUGUGAGUUUGUAUGGGAUGGUGGGACUAUUCAUGCUAAAUAAAAUGUUUCAUAAAAAAAACAUUUGCAUUUUGUGGUGACAACUGUGUCAUGAUGAAGGUAAACAAAUCUAAUAUACAGUAUGUUUUGGGGGGAUUCUGCUCAGUCGCAGCGCCUGAUCAAUCCUCCAUCUGACUUUGUAAUUUUGUUGUGCAAUUUCAGUUGUAUAAUGUCAAUAAAGUCCUCUCCUCUCCUCUC
Messenger RNA from Solea senegalensis (Senegalese sole), 1140 nucleotides. RefSeq names its product protein-tyrosine kinase 2-beta-like. The transcript has 9 exons. Bases 40 to 852 code for a protein of 270 amino acids. NCBI's taxonomy places the organism in Eukaryota, Metazoa, Chordata, Actinopteri, Pleuronectiformes, Soleidae. Gene Ontology annotation, molecular function: protein tyrosine kinase activity. The record is from RefSeq and is a predicted model, not a curated record. Gene Ontology annotation, cellular component: focal adhesion. Gene Ontology annotation, biological process: protein phosphorylation; signal complex assembly.